AUGAAACUCUUGGCUGCUGUAUUGGUAUCGAUCCUGCUUGCUUUCUCAGUUGCUACAGCCAACACUGUUCUUCCUAGCGUAACUACAAGUACUUAUUUUAGCUCUUGUACAGUCCUUUCCAGUACGACUACAAGCACUGAUCCUAGCUCUUCAACAGCUCUUUCCGUGUCAAUUGUAAAUAUUGAAUUUAGCUCUGGGAGAACUUUCAAUGCAGACUUGAUUAACCAAAGUAUAUUUUCAGUCGAGGUUAAAAAUAUGGUCAACGACUACUUGCAAAAAAAACAUGAUUAUGGAGAAGCAAUCAAAAUACGCAACUCGGCAAGAGAUACGGUUGUUGUUCAAAAACAAACGAUAGCUGAACUAAAUGAAAGAUAUCAGCAGCUUAAACGCAAAUCUCAGAAAAGCAAGAAUGCUUUAAAGCACAAGAGUAGACUUGAUAGGCUUAAGCUUGAACUUGAAAACCAAUCUUCCAGAGUUUUUAGACUUCAAAAGCACAUGCACGCACUCGAGUAUGAACAUGAUCAGGCAUCGCUCAAACUAGAACAACAAGGAAGAAGACUUGCAGAUAUAUUUCUCGGAGAAUUUCCAGAUGCCUCGCGGAUUUCUUUGCGUGUAGACUUGGAACCAAAGCCCGUCUUUAUAACACUAGCCGACAAUCUACCCAACAACCUACCCAAUAGCAUACCAAACCGAUCGUCAAGAUCUAUACGCAAUUUCUUCAGUAAGAUCCAGACUCGACUACAGAAAACUAAUCAAAAUACUGAUUUACCUCCAUCAUAUAAACGUGUAAUGAGGAAACCUGAACGUUAUAAAGUGACCCAACAAGGCCCUGUGACUUUACCUCCAUCAUAUGAACAGGUAAUUAUGCAUCCUGAAAAUUUUGACAAGGUCUUGAAAGAUCCUGGCAUUCAAUACCCACCAUUAGAGGAAAUGCCUAUAGUUCAACCCAUUCAAUCAACCUCCAGAACCUCAUCCAGUCUACAAAGAACUGCCUCCAGUUUACAAAGAGGAACCUCCAGGCUUGUGCAUAAUGUUGGAUCAUUCUUUCAGCAACCCAGAAAUGAUGAUUCGCCCGUUUGA
Molecule: messenger RNA, 1080 nt
Organism: Batrachochytrium dendrobatidis JAM81
Lineage: Eukaryota; Fungi; Chytridiomycota; Chytridiomycetes; Rhizophydiales
Exons: 1
Coding region: 1-1080 (359 amino acids)
Source: RefSeq, a predicted model, not a curated record